Messenger RNA from Vicia villosa (hairy vetch), 1791 nucleotides. RefSeq lists its product as uncharacterized. NCBI's taxonomy places the organism in Eukaryota, Viridiplantae, Streptophyta, Magnoliopsida, Fabales, Fabaceae. The record is from RefSeq and is a predicted model, not a curated record. The coding region runs from base 239 to 1693 and encodes 484 amino acids. The transcript has a single exon.
UCCUCUCACUUAUUUUAUUUUUUCAAUUAGUAUAAGAUUGACUAAUCACUCUUGUUUGUUUACCCAUUUAUGCAACACAUGCUCAUACUACUUUGGCAGCACACACUUCCACUCAAAAUCAGUUUCACUUCUUUUACAACAAGCUCAAAGUUGUAGUAUAAAAUCCGUCACUACUCUAUCAUCCUCCUCCUUCCUCAGAUCUUCGGGGGCCUAGAUCUUGAAGGAAGCCAAAAUAUCAAUGGCUCAUCUAAUGUAUUUGUGCUCCACAAAGGUACUCAUACUCUCUCUUCUUUUGUUUCUUUUUGCCUCUCUUUGCACUUGUUCUUUAUGGUCUGAACCUCAAUUCCACAGAAGAACAAUGCUAGAGGACCAUAAAGAACACCAAAGUGACAAGAAAACUACCCUCCAAUCCACCAAAAACCAAACCAAACUAAUCAAACCCGAUAGUUUCACUUCCAAAAACCAUACCAAAACCAUCAAAUCCAAUAACCUUAAUUCCUCCAAAAACCAAACCAAAACCAUCAAAUCCAAUAACCUUAAUUCCUCCAAAAACCAAACCAAAACCAUCAAAUCCAAUAACCUUAAUUCCUCCAAAAACCAAACUAAAACCAUCAAAUCCAACAACCUUAAUUCUUCCAAAAACCAAACUAAAACUAUAAAAUCCAAUGACACUUCCACUAAAACAGUCAAAUCCAAAAACCUUAAUCCCUCCAAAAAUGCAUCAUCCAAAUCCUCACCACCCAACACUAACAGCCUCAAGAAGCUCAAUUCCACCAACACCACCAAGUUCAAGAAGCCGAACUCCACAUCCACAUCAACCAAAAAGCCAUUAGAUCUCGUGAAAACAGCUAUCAAAACCACAAAAUCCACCACCACCGACAAAAACAACAACCCACCAAAAACUCAAACUCACAACACAAACAAAAAACCAAAAACACAAACACCACCUAGUCGCACAUUAGAAGAACAAGAAGACGAAGACGACGACGAUUUCGCUUCAUUCUCAGACUUCCAAGAUCUCCCAAACAAAUUCCACCGCACACUACUCCCAGACCUAGAACGAAUCUCAACAACCUCCAAAGCCUACAUAACAAACGCCAACAACGAAAUGACCAAAGGAUUCAAACCCUACGUCGGCAAAAAAUACGCACCCACCAUAGCCGCCAUAGUUUCCACCGCUUUCGUACUACUCCCUCUCCUCUUAGUCUCUCUCCUUUUCAACAAAAUCAAAACCUAUUUCUCACUUCAAAAAAUCCUAAUCUUCAUCCAAAUCUACCUCUCAAUCUACUUCACCAUCCUCUGUAUCUCAACGUUGGUCUCUGGAACCGAACCUUUGAAGUUUCUAUUCUCUACUUCGCAGUCCACGUAUAUCUGCUUCCAAGUGCUUCAAACUCUGGGUUACGUUUUGUAUCUACUGUUACUCCUCAUGUACCUUGUUCUUGUCUUCUCUACUGAAUGUGGGCUUGGGUCGAAGUUCUUGAGCCUGGCUCAGAUUUUCGUGGGCUUUUCCGUUGGGCUUCAUUAUUACGUGACGGUGUUUCACAGGGUGGUGCAGCGGCAACCGCCGAAGAGUAAUUGGAAGAUUCACGGGAUUUACGCCACGAGCUUUUUACUGAUUUGUCUUUUUGCGAUGGCUGAUAGAAGGAAGAAAGCUUACGUGGAAAAUGAUGGAGAAGAAGGCAAGAAGAAUUGAAGUAAAUGUAAUUUAUUUAUUUAUUUAUUUUUGUUUUCAUUUGAUUUAAUUUUAAAAAAUAAAUAAAGUUAAAUUAAGCACCAAAGCUAGUAUUUCAA